This is a messenger RNA of Moesziomyces antarcticus, 3219 nucleotides long. RefSeq lists its product as uncharacterized. Lineage: Eukaryota; Fungi; Basidiomycota; Ustilaginomycetes; Ustilaginales; Ustilaginaceae. The transcript has a single exon. The record is from RefSeq and is a predicted model, not a curated record. Gene Ontology annotation, biological process: regulation of transcription by RNA polymerase II; DNA-templated transcription. Gene Ontology annotation, molecular function: DNA-binding transcription activator activity, RNA polymerase II-specific; zinc ion binding; RNA polymerase II cis-regulatory region sequence-specific DNA binding. Gene Ontology annotation, cellular component: nucleus. The coding region runs from base 1 to 3219 and encodes 1072 amino acids.
AUGAGUCCCAAUCGCUCCCGCACGAAAUACUCGGCCUCGAUCUCCGGCACAGCAUAUCCAGGCGAGUCGGACGGCAAUCCGCACGGCACUACUAGCACCGCCAGCACCAGCACCAGCGUCAGCAACAUCAGCGAGGCCAACGGUAGCUUUGCUAGCACUAGCAAGACUGCCUUCGAUCAUUCCAGCCGCAACGACUCGUACAUCCAGGACAACGGUAAGCGAAACCGAUACCAGUAUAGCUGCCUACAAUGUCAACGCCGCAAGCAGCGAUGUAGUCGCACCUUCCCUUGCGAAAAGUGUAUGCAACGUGGCAUCGCGCAUCUCUGCUCGCCGCCGUCCAAUCUCCAUCGGCCCUCUCGACGCAUUCGCAUGCGCCAGAAACGCGCCCUCGCCGCCUCGAAUCAGGAUCAAGAUACCAGCAAGCAGACAAUCAACCAAGACAUGGAUGACAUGGACACGUACGAGCUCGACGACGAGCCCGACUCGCUCUCUCCUGACGCUCCUCACGAGACGCCGGCCAGCAGACGUGACGGAGCGUCUAUGCAGUCGAGCCACCCAUUCAACCAGGUCGGGGCGACCGAGCAUUCCUUCAGCGUCUUCUCAACGCAGCACAAGUCGCACGAGCACCAACAACCACUCCAUCAGACCUCCCAGGACGCCAACAAUACGUAUGCUCCCUAUCGUCCACAGCACGUCUCGCCAAUGUCCCCUCCUCGGUAUCUGCACAAUGCCAACCUCGCUCAAGAUCGGCGCGCGCAAAGCUUUUUCCACAUGCAUCCACAUGCCGAUGCCGCACCUCUCACAAGCACACCCGCUGGUUCAAAUGCCGUUGCAAAGGCUCGUGCGCUCCUUUCCUCGUCGAAUCGAUCUCUGAUGAACCAACACAGCCCCUCGGACAUCAACACCUCUCCGAUGCACGAUGUAGGAGCCUUGCAGACACUCGCAGCUUCGUCCACACUUCCGACACGUGGUCUUGCCUCUGACAAUCGUACGGAUGCGCUGGCACAGCUCGCCACCGUAGCGCAAUGGCCUUCACUGCAACAGCAUGAAAGCCAUUUGGCCUCCAUGAACAGGCCCAUGCCCGAGGCUUCAGCCACGGCAUCAAGCCCAGAUCGUGCCUUGAAUAGCGCUGCCGGUGCUGCUGGGCGCCCGUUCGGGUCGGCUAUCGGACUUCCUGCGCCUUCGUCAUCGCGCAGCUGGCAGAGCGCACAUGGACCCGAGUCGGACCAGCGCAGCAUGGUCGAUGCUGACGAUGCCUUCAUUGGCAAGCCUGCUUUGAACGGACUUGGCUGGAAUCCCUUCCGUCGACACGAGGGCAUCGGCACCGACCUCCUUUCCUGGACCGGCCAGCUGGGCCGCGGAUUCGGUCUGGUGAUCCCCAAGUACGAGCUGCGCUCGGUGCAGCAGUCCCUUCCGAGCAGGGCAGAGGCUCAUAGGCUGCUGCAGAUCUAUCUCGACGACUUCAAUUGGUCGCGCUUCCCCGCGAGCCCGUCAGAGCUGCUCAAGGCAGUAGAUGCAUGCAUCGACCACUGUACCAUUUCGGACGACGUUCAGAUGCUGCCUCUCAUGGCUUACUGCCUCUCCAUCUUUGGACUCGCCACGCUCGACCUGGCGGUGCGUCCCUAUCCGACACGGCCAUCGCGUACUUACUUUUUCGCCGCACGUAAGGCGCUCUCGCUGUCGGAAAGCCUCGGCCUGCACACGCUCGACUCGCUGUCGGCCUCGCUCAACUUGUGUCGCUACCUUGACCUGUGCCGUGUGCCACGAUCGACCUGGUUGCAGGUGGCUUCAUGCAUGCGUGGUGCCAUCGAUCUCGGCCUACAUCUCGAUGGCGCGCAUCUUGGGCAGAAUUGCGCCGCAACACUGCACCGACGGGUGCUCUGGUCUCACAUUGUCCACCAGGACCGCGAAUGGAGCGUACUCUUUGGACGCCCCAUGACCGAGAUCCCUCAUUCGACGACGCCGGUCGCAACACUCGAGGACUAUUUGAACUUUGGCCUCGACCUGGCGUGUGCACAGUACCUGGUCGUGCGGGAUGCAUUUCGCGUAUUCAUCGAACGUAUCUCGCGCCUCUUUCAAGAGAUCGCCGCCAGCUCCAACUCGUCGCCCUCCUCGCGCAUCUACGAUCGUGCGCUCGAGAUCGACCGGGACAUUAUCGAGUUUACGAAUUCCCUGCCGCCGUGCAUCUCGUCUGCUUCACCGUCAUCGGGCGGAGCGAUGCGACAGCAGGAUUUUGCCACCACCUUCUACCACCACCUGUGCACCAACCAAAUCCUCUUCUUCCGCUCGCUCUUACAUCGGCCCUUCUGGAUGGAGUCGUCCGAUCCGGUAUCGGCCGAGCGAUACAAGCGCUCGCGUGAGCUGUGCGUCGAGCUCGCUCUUAGCGAUCUGCGCAGUCGCCGGCUGCUUUCUCGUCGCAUCCCUGUCACCAUGCUCUGCCACUUGUACGGCAGCGCUUACUCGCUCCUCAGCAUGAACACGAUCAUCGCCAGCGACAUGCUGUUUGCGCUCGAAUUUGACGAGGCGCUUCACAGCGACGAGGUGCAGGAGCGCCUCGGCUACAUCCAAGAAUAUGUCGCCACCGUCCGCGCCAACAUCCAAGAGUCGCGCGGCGACCAUCUGGCGGUCAAAGAGCUGUACGUCAUGCGCUCUUUGCUCAAGCGGAUCCAGGACAAGGUCGCCACGCUCAAUCCACAGAGUGUCGGCUUCCAGGUGCUUGGCGUGCGCUAUCCCGGCGGAUGUGCGGACCGGCUCGAUAUGACGCUCACAGAGCUGCAGAGCGCGGCAAAUAUGUUACUCAACAUGGCCCGCGCCGGCGUGCGCAUUGACGACGCUACGCGGAUUCCGCCCUCUGGCGUAGACAAGCCGCUGGUAGGGAGCCGGUCUGCCACCAGCUCCGGCGAAUCCUCACACGGCAUCGGUGCAGGCGGAGUGCUGCCCAUGGGCGAUCAACAGACGCAAGGCUACUCAUCCCGCGCUUUUGGUUACUCUGUCACCGAGGCAGAGCUGGCAGGAGGUACGGCAAAGCUGGCAGGGGAUGAGAACGGCAUGCAGACGAUGCUGGGCGCUGACGGACCGAGUGCGGUAACUCCGUCGGCCGACUCAUUGGAUCUCUUUCUAUCAAACGCAGACGAGUGGCUGUCGUCGCUGCUCAAUCCCGGUGCGGCGGCAUUCUCAGCGCCCAACCAGCCGCUCGACUUUGGGUUCUCUCUCUUUUGA